Molecule: messenger RNA, 836 nt
Organism: Orbicella faveolata
Lineage: Eukaryota; Metazoa; Cnidaria; Anthozoa; Scleractinia; Merulinidae
Product: protein ALP1-like
Source: RefSeq, a predicted model, not a curated record
AUGCAUGUUGCACCCUACACAUGGACUCUUCCGCAACCUGCAGAUUCAUGGUUCGACAUCCACUACAACGAUCCCUUAAUUCCAAAGGAAUACUUUAGUAGAUAUCAACAGCAUGAUUUCAUUAUCCAGGCUGUUGUUGCUGGCCAAAAUAUAUUUCUUGAUUUUGCUUGUAGAUUUCCCAGAAGCAUGCACAACGCUCGUGUUUUAUGGCGCAGUACGUUGUUUAGGAGAGCAGAACACUGGGAUAUUCUUACGGCACCAGCAACGCUUAUCAAUGGCUGUGAAAUGGGUCCUUAUCUACUAGGGGAUAGUGCCUACCCUCUCUGCCCUUGGUUAAUGAAGCCUUACCCUGAAGGCACAAGGGAUCCUGAUGAAUUCAACUUUAACAGGCAGCUUUCUUCUGCCAGAGUUAAAGUUCAAUGCGCCUUUGGUGUUCUUAAAAGUCGGUGGAGAAUUCUUCAAAAGCGCUUUGACAGUAGCAUCGACUUUGCAGUAAAAAAUGCAAUUGCCUGCAGUGUGCUACACAACAUUUGUAUCAGAAAUCGUGAUGAAUGGGAAGAAGAUGAUGGAGAUGAUGAUCCACAUCCCGAUAAUCCUGCGCCCAAUGUUAUGCGUGACAUGGAUGACAUGAGAGAAUUUCUCAAAGACUAUAUUGCCUAAAAUGACAACUCUAUGCUUAUCCUGGCUGUUGGACUUUGACAUUUAUUUCAAGACUUAGAACUCACAAUAGCUUUCUAGACAUGCAAUAUAUGUAUUGAGUUCAAAUUGAUCAUGUUCACCGCACAUUUAAGCAAAGAUAUAUAACUUCUUGUUAUUGAAAUCCCAGACGUGGGGUU